AUGUUUGAUCAUCUCCCUGCAGAACUAUUGUGGGGUAUUGCAUUAUUUCUUCCACCUAGCACACUAGGCGCCUUGGCCCAAACAUGCCACCACUGUUACAAUGCCAUACUACCCAUGAUAUACCAAGACCUUUCUCUCGUCGAACCCAAUGCUCUCUUUAACAUUCUAUCCAAGCUGGUUGCCAACCCACUAUGGCUUGAUCGUGCUCGAAGACAUGUUCGUAAAAUCAACAUUAGCCAAGGCUCGGAACGUACGCUUGCCAAGUUUGCUAUGCUCGACCACAUCUUUUCAGGAUGGGAUUUACUAGGAGACGAUGCUUCUUCUUUUAAAAAGAACCCUCGUCGGCACAUUGAUGUGGUUGUGGCUGUCAUGUUUACUCAAUUCCCAAACAUAUGCAGCAUCACACUGGAGUUUGAUGCUGUGACCGAUGGUGCCAUUUGUAGUCCAAACAAGGCCAUGGUCACUGGAGGAGGGGCCUGCUUCACUGGUGCUGUCAAACUCUUUCAUUAUCGACCUGGCAACUCCUCUUUGCUUUACGCCCUUCUUUAUCCCUUUCCUGGAUGCACUCGCCUUGCCCUUCAUACGAGACCUUAUCUUUCACUAUGUGCCGCCAUUCAAGAUUCCUUGCUGCUACAAGAAGACAUUGAUACCUUGACAAGUCUUGGCCUGAAACAUGUACGCCACCUUGACCUUGCCUAUGUGGAUGGCAUGCUUCCAAUUGACAGUAUUCAGGCACUGGUUGAAGGAUUACUUAAUAUUGAGACCUUGAUACUUGAAUGGGUGCUUCCUCCUUCCAUGGAGUACUUUGACGACCUUUGCCAAUGUUUGGCUGAAACAGCAUCCCUAUACCCAGAUCCAGUCGAAAAAUUGACAAACACUUAUCGCACAGUAUUUCGCUAUUACAGCGACACCACUUGUACACUCUUGAGGCGCAUGUCAGUUCUUAAAUUAUAG
Lichtheimia ornata is the source of this 954-nucleotide messenger RNA. RefSeq lists its product as uncharacterized. The record is from RefSeq and is a predicted model, not a curated record. NCBI's taxonomy places the organism in Eukaryota, Fungi, Mucoromycota, Mucoromycetes, Mucorales, Lichtheimiaceae. The transcript has a single exon. Gene Ontology annotation, molecular function: protein binding. Bases 1 to 954 code for a protein of 317 amino acids.